GCUGUACAAUUUUCCAGUUUAUUGUUAAUUGUUCGCAUAACGAACGGUUGCAACGUAACGAUACUUUGUCGUUUUUUAAUUUCGUGAGCAAGUCAUAGUUAUGAAAGAAGAAUGAGAGAAGUUUUCAAUUUAUUCCGUACAAUCAGAACACAAAGUAUAAAAUAUGGUGAAAAGUGUUCUGUUUUGUUAUCAUGUUUAGUUUUAAAUUUUCAAGAUAUUGAUGAAAAUAUUGAAAUUUAUAUGGUUACACCAUAUCAUAAGGACCACAUCAAAAACUAAUUUUCUAUCCACAAUGUCAACAAAAACUGAACAAUAUGUUGGGCUUUAUAAAGAAAUAUCAGCUGUGCCUGCUGUAACCUCUGCUGUUAUCUUGCCUAAAGCAAGCAACAAGACACUGUUAUUACAUAGCACUUGGAGCUCUCAAGAUUUAGUUAAGCUAGAAAAGACUAGUUUCUCUCGUGAUUAUGUGUUUGACAGUGAAAGCUUUAAAAUUAUUUCUACAGGAAUACCUUAUGAUACAAAUUCUUUGGUGCAUCAGUCAUUUAGUAAAUCGGGAGAGAAGCAGGCUAUUAUAAGGGGAAACAAGUCUUCAAAGAAUUCUAAUGAAUGUUAUGAUUUGGAGGGAUCUGAAUAUGCGUAUAGAGAAGAAUGGGGUGAAGAUCUCGUUGGUAGUCAUCAUUCUGUAGCCAUAAUCUUAGACUUGAAAACUGCUACUACAGAAAUUAUAUCAUCAGACAAAUUAUAUAAUGAGCUUAGCAUUGGAGAGGCAAUUUGGGGGCCUGGUGAUGAAACUGUCAUUUUUGUCGGCUAUAAAGAAUUUCCCAGGAGACUAGGUCUUCGAUCUUGUACAAACCGCAGCUCAGCUAUUUACGUUUAUAAUCGUCAAACUAAAGAAAUAGACUGCAUCACUGGAGAAAGUAAUGUCUCUGUCCGAAACCCCCGAUUCAGCUUGGACUUCAAAUCUUUAUUUUAUUUGGAAAAUAAAGUUGGUGGUCCUCAUUUCAGUGGAUCAAAGCUUAAAAAGUAUGAUUGGGAAAGUAAACAAAUUUCUACUGUGAUAGACCUUGUUGAUAGCCCUGGAAUUGCAGAUUUUCCUGGUUUAUAUGUAACUUCAGUGCCUCAAAGAUGUUGGUUUAAAAAUAAUUUAUUUUUAACUAGUCAAUGGCGAAGCUUUCUUUCCAUACUUUGUAUUGAUACUGAUAAUGGAACAAUCCAAAGAAUAGAGCCAAAAGUACUCUCUCACCCAGAAGGUGUGGAAGACUCUUUUGGUACAAGUACAGUUUUCAGCAUCAAUGAAAAUUUCAUCCUUGCUGAAUUUUCUUCACCUAAUAUUGAACCUUGUUUGGUUAUUGGCAAAAUAAGCAAGGGUGAAAACAUUUCUGUUAGUUGGAAAUAUCUGGAUUCUAAUAAACCCAUAAAGCACCCUGACAUUGAAUGGAAAGUUGUCCAAAUAAAUGCUGAAAAAACUGAGCACUGUUUUGAAGCCAUUAUAACUACACCUGCUAAUAAGCAAAAUAUAUCAUCAGCUAUCAUCAGACCACAUGGUGGUCCUCACUCCUCUUAUACUCCGAAUUUCUUAAAAGGCAUAGUAGCUUUUACGAAGUUGAAUUAUGUUAAUUGUUUAGUUAAUUAUCGAGGUUCAGUGGGAUUUGGGGAAAAUAGCAUCCAUUCUUUACCUGGUAAUGUCGGCAAGCACGAUGUUGAAGAAGUUCAGCAAAUUGCUGAGUGGAUAAAAAAUCAAUCUGAUUUUACAAUCAAAAAUAGUUUUGUCAUUGGUGGCUCACAUGGUGGAUUUCUUGGUGCACAUUUGGUGGGGCAGUAUCCAGACUUUUAUAAAGGUGCUGUUCUUUUGAAUCCUGUUGUUGAUAUUGCAGGCAUGACUGAGACAACUGAUAUCCCUGAUUGGAACUGGGUGGAAGGAGGCUGUGGAGAUAUGUAUGAUCCAUCAACUGCAAUUAAUCCUGACCAGUUAAAAUCAAUGUGGGAAAAAUCACCUAUAAGAUAUGUGGAAAAUGUUUGUACACCUGUUUUACUUCUGCUUGGAAGUAAAGACCUACGCGUCCCAUAUGCCCAAGGUCUCAAGUAUUAUAAAAUACUUAAAGCAAGAAAAGUUCCUGUUGAGAUUUAUGUGUAUGAAGACUGCCAUUCACUUAAGAAAACUCCACAUGAUGCUGAUGUAUUCAUGCAAACUGCUCUUUGGUUGGAAAAAUAUUCUUCCUAGAUUUUUCGAUUUCAAGUUUUAUUUACUUUCUUGAAGAUAUGCUCUUAAGGCUUUAUUAAUUUUCCUUAUUAAAUAAUGAAACUUUUAGUGUGAAAUUUUAAUUUUGUUAUAGAUAAUGUAAUAACUAAUGUGAAAUUUCAUGUCAUCUGUUAUUGUUAAUUUGUGUAAUAUAUUUUAAAACUUAAUGAUUUUUUUUUAAAGUUUGAUUUUUUUUUCUAAUAAAAUUCAUGUAACCUAAUUUUGAAAUAAUAAAUUUAUUAAAAAUAUGAAU
Parasteatoda tepidariorum (common house spider) is the source of this 2492-nucleotide messenger RNA. RefSeq names its product acylamino-acid-releasing enzyme. Gene Ontology annotation, biological process: proteolysis. The record is from RefSeq and is a predicted model, not a curated record. Lineage: Eukaryota; Metazoa; Arthropoda; Arachnida; Araneae; Theridiidae. Gene Ontology annotation, molecular function: serine-type endopeptidase activity.